Drosophila serrata is the source of this 1212-nucleotide messenger RNA. RefSeq lists its product as uncharacterized. Lineage: Eukaryota; Metazoa; Arthropoda; Insecta; Diptera; Drosophilidae. The record is from RefSeq and is a predicted model, not a curated record.
AUGAUGCUGCUGCAGCUGCAACUAGCCGUGCUCCUUGGCCUCCUGGUCCUGGCCACCUGUAAGGUGCACAAGCAGACGGCCACAAACAGUUGGCGGGAUCUAAUUUUCGGCAGCAAGUGGCUGACUCCCGCUCCGCGUCUAAGGGAAUCAAAGUUCUUGCCCAUUUUCGCCCUGGUUCCCAUCGGUCCUGGCAGCUGUUCAGCGCCAUCGGGUGAGCAGGGAAACUGCAUUCCCAGCAAGGAUUGUGUCCUGCGGAAUGGCAUUCCGGCGGGUCCUUGUGGCGGUGGCUACGGCGUCUGCUGCAUUUUUCUGCAGACUUGCGGCGGUGUGAUACGCGAGAACUCCACCUACUUUGUGAAUCCCAAUCAUCCGGAUGUGUACGACGGAACCGGAAGCUGCCAGGUGACUGUCCAGAAGCUCCAUCCGGAUAUCUGUCAGUUGCGCCUGGACUUGGAUAUGUUUUCGAUAGCACCUCCAGAGGCAGCCAAUCAUCUGUGCAAUCAGGAUCAGUUACUGAUAUCGGGCGGCAGUCCCACACCAACGAUUUGUGGCAGCUCAACGGGUGAUCACAUGUACAUUGACGCAGGUCUGGGCCAGAGUAAUCCCAUCGUGCUGUCGGUCAUCACCAGUGCCAGCUUCCCUCGUCUCUGGCGCAUCCGCGUCACCCAAAUCCAUUGCGGAAGCAUCAGCCGGGCGGAUCAGGGUUGCCUGCAGUACUACACCGCCAUUAGUGGGCGGGUUAGGAGCUUCAACUACAACAACAUAGGGGGCAGGCAGCUCUCCAACCAGGACUACAGCAUCUGCAUCCGGAAUGAGCGCAACUUUUGUGGCAUCCAAUACAAUACUUGUCCGGAUCUGGAGAACAACAGAUCGAGGGCCUUCACACUAUCCGGAAACUCCAACAAUCCGGUGCCCACAAUGGUCGGCGGUGGAGGAACAGUGCCACCGAAUCCCAAUGGAUGUGUGAGCGACUGGCUCCUGAUUGGCUGCAUCCGAUCGGCGGAUAGGAUUCCACCGCUUCCAGGAUGCGAGGAUCGGGUCUGUGGUGGCACUUUUAGUGCCGAGGCUGGAAUGCUUGCAAGAACUGUGCAAUCCAGCGUUCGUCCCUUUCGACUUUACUUCCACACAGACGGAGUGGAGGCCCCCAAUGACAUCGAUAAUCGAGGUUUUUGCCUGGAUUAUGUCCAGCAACCUUGCACAAGUGGCUUUUAA